Molecule: messenger RNA, 2017 nt
Organism: Austrofundulus limnaeus
Lineage: Eukaryota; Metazoa; Chordata; Actinopteri; Cyprinodontiformes; Rivulidae
Exons: 7
Coding region: 453-1517 (354 amino acids)
Biological process (GO): cytokine-mediated signaling pathway
Cellular component (GO): plasma membrane
Molecular function (GO): protein binding; cytokine receptor activity
Source: RefSeq, a predicted model, not a curated record
UGAGUGUAUAUUUAUCAAAAUACCAAUACCUUAAAAAAACUGAAAAUAACAAAUUUUAAAAUACAUUAUAACAAAUUCUUUGUAUAAUUAUUCACUAUGCUCAACAUAAAAUGCAUACGUUUACAUGUCUGCAUGUUUAUUUAUAUAAUUAUAUGCAGAACGUGUAAAGUGCUCAGAAGAGGAGCAGCAAAACAGUCAAAUCAUCAUCUUUGUGAACUUAAGGUUACUCUCAUUAACCCCUUCCUGUUUAAGUGGAUCACACAGCCUUUAAUUGAAUCUUGAUCUCUUCCCCACCCCUUUCGCCCUCCUGCUCUCCCCACGCUAUCAUUCCUCCCAGCAGCUCAAUCCGACGCCUCMUCCGUUUCUCCUAACAGGUGUUCUGUUUCACAGGGAGCACAGACUGUWAAGGCUUAAGGAUGGUCUCGCUUUUGUGAUCAAGAGGUCAAAAAGUCAUGAGCACACGAGGUGCGGCAUGGUUUCGAGUUUGUACCGUGGUUCUGCUCUUCACUGGGUCGACUGGGUUAGUCUGUUACACUGCUGUGAAAUCACUGGACUUAGGUUGCCUCCUGCGGUGGGAUUGUCCCCAUGCCAGUCCUAAUAUCACCUACACUGUACAAACAAAGACACAGGGGGACCCCUGGCAGGACGUCCCGUGGUGCGUUUGGAUCUCGUCCAACACCUGUGAUGUCUCGCAGGUCUUUUAUAACUUUGAGCUGUACAACAUGAUUCGUCUCGGGGUCCACCUCGGCCCCGGCUCCACCGUCUGGAUCAAGCCGCACAAGUUUGACUACAGUGACUUCACCUUCAGCCCUCCAUCUAUCUCWGUGUCUCUGAACGAUGACGACAGCCUUUCAGUGAAGGUACAGUUUCCCUGCGCUGCCAACAGGAGGUGCUCCCGUGAAGUGUGCUGCCCCAUCUCUCAGAUGAUUGACCCCUGGACCACAGUGACUAUCUCCAACCAGCUCAAUCGCUCUGAUCACCAGAGCCGCACGGUUUGGACCCAGGAAGUGGCGUCCAUUGUGGAGUUCUCGGGUUUGUCUCCAGGUCAGAACUAUUGUGUUGUGGCCAACUUCUCCUUCCCAACCUUCUCCAUGGCGGCUUCCCCACAAUCUGCUUCCAAAUGUGUUGAAACUGUGACCAAACCCGGAAUGCUGCCGAUGCUGUGUCUUGGAAUCGGUCUGUCUUUUCUUUUCCUUUUCCUGCUUGUCAUCAUGUUCCUGCGACAGCCGAGGCGAGCCGGACCAGCCCCAGAAAAUCAACCCAAGCCUCCGGCAUCUGUUCACGAUCUGGUUCCUUCAGUUCCUCCCACCACAGUCCCAGUAGAUCCUUGUGACAUCCACUUGGAAUUUGCCGAUGACCCCAUCUCCUCCAGCUCCUCCUACAGCUUCCAUUCCCACCAGGACCUGAGGUCCGGCGUUGGAGCCGCGAUAUCUAGUAAACCUGUUCACCUCAACUCCAGCUGUGCAGAUGAAGCAUAUCAUGACAACGGUGGACUAAAGCCAAAGAAGAGUCCGUGACUCUGGCUUUCAGCAUCACACUCGUUUCCCACACUCCCCAGAAAUGUGAAGGACACAAAUUUAAAGACUGAGAGCUGACGUCUGAAACUGUGGCACUGCGCUCCAAAUGAAGAGAAACAGAAGAAAACCUGUUUAAAGUCAUUCGAUGUUUGGAAAGUGAUCCAUUUUCUGAACUGGUAUCUUAUCUCCACAAAGGUUCAGGUUUCUUCUACGCUUGUUUGAAACUUGGUGCCAUCUGAUGAACCAGCUCAUGUUUUUAGGAGCAGAAUCAUUAAGAAAAUAAACGACCACCAAUGUAAAGCAUGAAUGUGACAUUGGUAUCAUUGACUGGUGGUUUGUUUUCUGUAUGGAGGCAGGAUAUCAAAUGACAGUGAUAUUAGAAAACACAAAUACUUGAAAAAAAGCACUGUUGUAAGUCAAGAUCUCUGUUCAUUUCUGUUUAUUUAGCACCAAUUCACCAGUCAUUGUUCUUUACAAUAAAACUAACAGGUCUAACUCUU